CUGCGGCCUUUCCACAACUGCAGUCAAUUUGAGUGUCGAACAAAUUCAUCUCGACCAGCUCGACAGUUCCAUCCUUCACUGUCUCGAUUGCGAUCCGUCGACAGACAACCGCAAAGAAUCGCAAUCAUGGCCGACUCACCGGUCACCAUCCGAACUCGCAAGUUCAUCACCAACCGACUGCUGUCGCGCAAGCAGAUGGUCCUUGAUGUCCUCCACCCCAACCGCCCCAAUGUCUCCAAAGACGACCUCCGCGCCAAACUCGCCGAAGUCUACAAAUCCAACAAGGACCAGAUCAACGUGUUCGGCAUGCGGACGCAAUACGGUGGCGGCAAGUCCACUGGCUUCGCUCUCAUCUACGACUCCGUCGAGGCCAUGAAGAAAUUCGAACCGCACUACAGAUUGGUCCGAGUGGGUCACGCUACCAAGAUCGAGAAGGCCAGCAGACAGCAGCGCAAGCAACGCAAGAACCGGUCGAAGGAGUUCAGAGGCACGGCGAAGACAAAGGGUGCGAAGAAGUCCAAGGACAAAUAAACGCGUGCUGGCUUCUGGGUGUGGUGGUUAUGUUGGGUGGUGGAUGUGGACUGUGGUGCCGGAUCGAGGGAGGCAAUGGUUGCUUGUGCUUGUUCAUGGACUAGAAAGAAAUGACAAAAGCCAGGCCUGCUACUUGUCCCCGAAAGGAGAUUUAUGGUGGUGUUGAAGCAUGGUCAAGUACGCCCUUUCCCAGAUGAAGACAGAGCCGCCUAUUGCGUGCAAUCUUAGAGGGGGAACCAUUUUCUGCAUUGAAGUUUGCGGAAUGGGCAAUGGCGCAACGAGAUCGACACUGCAUUGAAAUGAUAUCAAACUUGUGAAAUGCAAAAAGCAACGAGUCACCUUGCCAAACUUCCUACAACCUGCGUGAACUCUGAUCAUACCUCGUAUCGCUGUACCGCACAUCGGAGAGAUAACCGAAGUCGACAGGGAAAUAGAACAUGUGGACUAGCUGAUAGGUCAGUCAGCGAUGGCGACCUUGAGAAUGAGAUGACAAUAGUAUGCCUUU
Messenger RNA from Cladophialophora immunda, 1036 nucleotides. RefSeq lists its product as uncharacterized. Gene Ontology annotation, molecular function: structural constituent of ribosome. The transcript is spliced from 2 exons. Gene Ontology annotation, biological process: translation. The record is from RefSeq and is a predicted model, not a curated record. Gene Ontology annotation, cellular component: ribosome. Bases 127 to 531 code for a protein of 134 amino acids. Lineage: Eukaryota; Fungi; Ascomycota; Eurotiomycetes; Chaetothyriales; Herpotrichiellaceae.